Molecule: messenger RNA, 1934 nt
Organism: Xyrauchen texanus (razorback sucker)
Lineage: Eukaryota; Metazoa; Chordata; Actinopteri; Cypriniformes; Catostomidae
Product: BEN domain-containing protein 6-like
Exons: 8
Coding region: 1319-1861 (180 amino acids)
Biological process (GO): negative regulation of Notch signaling pathway; positive regulation of neuron differentiation
Cellular component (GO): nucleus
Molecular function (GO): DNA binding; transcription corepressor activity
Source: RefSeq, a predicted model, not a curated record
UAUUUGAUUAAUGUCAAUAUGUAAUUCUACAAUAAGAAAACAAUUGCCUAAAUUACAGUUAUUUGCAUAUUAUUCUGAAUUCAGCAACCUAUUAUAUUCUGUGUCCAUCGCCUUUUUGUAGCUGCUGGAACAGGUGCCUCUUCAUUUAAGUACACUUUAUACUCCAUUUGUAUCCUUCAAAAAGAAACAAUAGUGUUAUUUCUUUGUAAGCAUAAUAAAGAAUAUAUUUUUUUGCAUUAUCCGAAUAGCUUAAACCAAAUUGUAAUAUGAGAACAUUUUCUAAAAAUUACAAUAACGAAUCUGGGUAUUUAUAAAAUUGAAUUAGGAACAUAGGAUUAAUAUAUAUAUAUUUUUAGAAGGCUAUUUAUUUUAAAGAAAAUAAAAGUUGUCGCGAAAGACUUGUGUUUUAAGGAAUCUGUUGAAUAAGAGUCUUUCACCCUGAAAAAGACGCUCGUGUAAUUUACAUAAAGAACCGGUAAAUGAAUCUUUCUAGAGAUUCGAUUCACUGAGGUGACGUGUUUCAUUGACGCCCUACUCGCUACACGUAGCCGAUUCACGUCAUUCAACUGUCACUUUGUCUUGUGAAGGUAAGUCCGCCUUUUUUAUUAUAAUAAUUGUAUCGUUAUAAUGCUUUAAAUUACUGUUCUGUUAUACAUUUCUAAAUGAAUGUGUAUUUGUAACACUAAAACAUAUGAAAAUGUUUUUUUUUUUUCUGUUUUUUUUUUUUUUGCUGCCGGCACAUUAUAGGCUUAUAUAGCUAACGUUAUACCGGCUAUAUCAAUUUUUUUUUAAUAAAUGACUAUAAAAAAAUGAGCUUUAUCUAUUGUUAACAAAACCCAUUACUUUGUUUUGUAUUUCAUCACUAGUAAUUGAUAUUAUUGUACCUUUUGGUUACCUUAGAAUAGAAGUAAAUUAUCUGCACCGGACGAGACCGUGAGAGUUGCUGGCUGGUUGCCGUUAAAGAAAAUGAACAAAACAUGGGUUCUGGUGGAAUGGAGGGAGGAGCCUCCCACCUAUGAUAUUGUCCCUAAAAAGGACAUACUAAAAAAAAGUUUGAACCUGGAGAUGUUGUGGAUGUGGUUUAUGAAGAGGAAAGUUCCCCAGCCACAGUUAUAGAUAUUGAUGAGAGCAAAGAAACCCUCAGGAGGAGGAUGUUCAGGCUAGAGGGGAAAAGAAAAAGUCAGCCAUGUUUGCAAAAUGAUGCAAAAAGAGUGGCAAAGAAAAAAAAAACACUCCAACUCAGUCCCCAUCUCACUCAUCAUCUGAUCAAGAGCCUCUGGUCAAACAUCAAGUCAUCCGCAGAAAGGAUAGUAUUUUAAUGCAGGAAAUAAACAACAUGGACAGUCAAGCUGGAGAGCCUUCAAGCCGAGAAACUCGACUUGAGAAAGAAAUUCUGAAAUUAAAAAAAGAAAAUGAAAAUCUAAGAGCACUUAAUAUAUCUCUGCAACAAGAAAUUCUUCCAAUGCUCAAGUCCAUGAAACAGGACACUCUUACUGUUAAUCAACAACCACAAAAUAGUUCAAGCCAGAAGAAUCCCCCUGAAAAGACACAUGUGCUAGGAAUUAGUCCAGCUGUCCUGACAAGUUGUGGACGGGGUGGCACAUCAUCUUCUGCCAUGGUAAAAGAUCUGGCGGUGGCAGUGUUUGGGAGAGACACGUUGGCCACACAUGGGCUGUCUGGAAGAGCUGGCAAUGCUAACAAAGACGCUAUAGCAAAGCCAGCUCUUGACCAGGACAAAGUUGUGCAGAUCCUAGACACAGUACAGAAAAAAUUUCCGGAUGUUCCAAAAAAGUUCAUCAGGGCAGCACUAAGAGAGAAGUUGAAUGAUGAGCACAAGUUACGAGUAAGGAAAACAGUGUAGAGGCUUCAUUUGACUGAUAGAGCAACAUUUGGCUGCAUGCAUGUGAAUUGGACUCCGCUUCUCUCUGCUCUGC